This is a messenger RNA of Centrocercus urophasianus (Greater sage-grouse), 2345 nucleotides long. Its product is annotated as putative Dol-P-Glc:Glc(2)Man(9)GlcNAc(2)-PP-Dol alpha-1,2-glucosyltransferase. Gene Ontology annotation, cellular component: endoplasmic reticulum. Gene Ontology annotation, biological process: dolichol-linked oligosaccharide biosynthetic process; protein N-linked glycosylation. The record is from RefSeq and is a predicted model, not a curated record. The transcript is spliced from 3 exons. Bases 10 to 1428 code for a protein of 472 amino acids. NCBI's taxonomy places the organism in Eukaryota, Metazoa, Chordata, Aves, Galliformes, Phasianidae. Gene Ontology annotation, molecular function: dolichyl pyrophosphate Glc2Man9GlcNAc2 alpha-1,2-glucosyltransferase activity.
UGCGGCGGCAUGGAGGGGGUAGAGGUGUACGGCUUCUCGGCCGCCAUGAGCGGCGCCUUCCUGCUCUCGUCGCUGCUCUUCGCCGCCGUCAACCGCCGCCUGCGGGAGCCCUACAUGGACGAGGUUUUCCACGUCCCGCAGGCGCAGGCCUACUGCCAAGGCCGCUUCCUGCAGUGGGAUCCCAUGAUCACCACCCCUCCGGGUCUGUAUCUGCUGUCGGUUGGUGUGGUGAAGCCAGCAGCCUGGCUCUUUGGCUGGACGGGCAGCGUGGUGUGUUCCACCGGCAUGCUCAGGUUCAUCAACCUCCUCAUCAGUGCUGGCAACUUCUACCUGCUGUACCUGCUUCUGCUGAAGAUCCAUCAGAAAAAUAAGGCUGUGUCAGGUUUCCAGAGAAUCUUGUCUUCGUUAACUCUUGCAACAUUUCCCACCCUUUAUUUUUUUACAUUCCUUUAUUAUACAGACACAGGAUCAGUAUUUUUUACUCUCUUUGCGUAUUUAAUGUGCCUUUAUGGUAACCAUAAAGCUUCAGCUCUGCUUGGAUUUUGUGCUUUCAUGUUUCGUCAGACAAAUAUCGUGUGGACAGUUUUUUGUGCUGGAAAUGUUGUUGCAGAAAAGCUAAAUGAAGCCUGGAAGACAGAGUUACUGAAAAAGAAGGAUGAAAGGAUCUCUUCCAUGAGAACAUCAUUUUCUGAUCUGACCUUAAUCACGCGAUUUCUUAUUGAAUAUCUCAUAUCUCCUAAAAACUUGAUUACACUUAUUGCUUUAACAUGGCCAUAUAUUGUGUUAGUAACUGCGUUCUUUGUUUUUGUCUUCGUCAAUGGUGGAAUAGUUGUUGGUGACAGAAGUAGCCAUGAAGCCUGCUUGCACUUUCCCCAGCUGUUCUAUUUUUUGUCCUUUACUCUCUUUUUUUCCUUCCCUCAUUUACUGACCCCUGCUAAAAUCAGGAAAUUCCUGCAGUCAUUGCGAAGGCACCGUGUGCAGUACAUGCUAAUCGCUGCCAUCUCUUUGUUCUUGAUUUGGAAGUUUACCUAUGUUCAUAAGUAUUUGCUAGCAGAUAAUAGACAUUACACAUUCUAUGUCUGGAGAAAAAUCUUCCAAAGACAUGAGCUUGUAAAAUAUGUGUUAGUUCCAGCCUAUAUAUUUGCUGGCUGGAGUUUUGUUGAUACAAUAAAAUCAAAAUCGAUAUUCUGGAUCUUAAUGUAUUUUGUAUGUUUAUUAUCAGUCACAGUUCCCCAAAAGCUGUUAGAGUUCCGUUACUUUAUUUUGCCAUUCUUAAUAUACAGGCUCAAUAUUCCAUUCCCACCCGUCUAUAGACAACUUGUUGAGUUGGCUUUUUACACUGUUGUGAAUGCAGUAACAUUUUAUCUUUUCCUAAACAAAACAUUCCAGUGGCCAAAUAGUGUAGAAAUCCAGAGGUUUAUGUGGUGACUUUUUUUAACCUUCGUACCCUUAUGGAAAUCCAAUUCUGUUUCAGAACUGUGGGCUCUGGAACAAAGUACCGUUUUGUAUUAUAUGUGGACUUUUUUUUUUUUUCUUCCCAGAGGACUGGAGAAGGAAUGAAGUUGCAUAUGUUCUUGGAAUUGAAUGGGAUGUGUUAUAAUGUGCAGAUACUGAAUUUCUGAACUCCUAGAAUUAACAAAUUUGGUAGGAGAUGAAAUUUGGGAACACUUAACAGUAAUUAAUGUGAAACAUGGGAGAUGUUUACAGUCAUUCUGUAGGUUUAUCUUUAAAACAGCAUGCUUAAGUGUUACGCUGGGAUGCACACUUGUUUGAAACAGGCUGCUUCCAUCUAUGCCUGCUAGAAGUCAAGGUAUGAAGCACUGCUCAAUGAUAACGUUUUCAAAAACACCUACAUCCUACAACCUACUGAAUUUUCUGGAUUUUUUUCUUUGGUCAAUAAAUGCUUACAUGAGUUUUGCAAACAGAAUGUUGGCUCUUUCAUCAUUAGGACGUUUUGGAAAUUCUAUUUCAAACUGAUAGUUAAAAAACACAGUGGAGGCUGCCUGCAUGUACAUUCUUUAGGGGAAUAAAUGUUACUGUACAACAAAAGAUAAAUUGCAGUUGAUAUUGUAACCUAUUAGAAGGGGAUUAAUUUACGUGUGUCAGACUGAAACGUGUUGUUGCACAAUGGAAUGCAGUACAAUGAAUGCCCCUUUAAAUAAUAGGGCUUUUAUGUCCCAAAGUUCUGUGUUCAGUUUAUAUCCAAGUAGGAUGUGAGUGCGCUUCCAGUUCCAAAUUGAACUCGGUGUUUCUAAGAUCUUUGACUUGUAAUCUUACACAAUUACUAAUGGCACUACUGAAUUGUUCUUUUAAGUGCUUUGCAUAAAUAUGCAAAUUUAAUGGAA